CACCCAUGCGCAUCAACCAAACACUCUUUCUCUCCUCGAGCCGCAGUCUCUUUCAUGACUGCUGCUUCACAUAUCCCUUCCACAUUGACCACAUUGCGUUCAUGACUAACUCCCAGGUCCCUUCGUCUCCGACCCCCUUUCGCGAUCCGUCCUCCCUCCACAACACCACCACCAUUUCCUCUCCCACUUCCUCAUAGCCUGUUCACUGGACCGCUUUAACCUCCGCCGUAAGCUCCUCAAGUCGUCGUUUUGUCGGGCUACCUCCCAGGCGGGAACCGCCCGCCCCCGAGCCUCUCCACAUCGGUAACCUCGAAGAUGGCGUCCGGAGCCGGAGGAGGUGGGCUCUUCAGCCGGAAUAAUUCUGGCAAUGUCCCUACCAUGAGAGGGUUGGUCUCGUUCAUUGCGGAUCUCAGAAAUGCCCGAGCGCGGGAGCUGGAGGAGAAACGGAUAAACAAGGAAUUAGCGAACAUACGGCAAAAGUUUCGAGAUGGAAAUCUCAACGGCUAUCACAAAAAGAAAUACGUCUGCAAGCUCUUGUACAUAUACAUCUUGGGCUGGAACGUCGAUUUCGGGCAUCUUGAAGCCGUCAAUCUAAUCUCCGCCACCAAGUACUCCGAAAAACAAAUCGGAUAUCUCGCUGUCACAUUAUUCCUGCACGAGCAGCAUGAGCUGCUGCAUCUUGUUGUCAAUAGUAUUAGGAAGGAUUUGUUGGAUCACAAUGAGCUGAAUAACUGUUUGGCGCUGCAUGCGAUUGCGAAUGUGGGCGGGAAGGAGAUGGGAGAGGCUUUGAGCUCGGAUGUUCAUCGGUUGCUCAUCUCACCAGCCUCCAAAGCAUUCGUGAAGAAGAAAGCUGCCCUCACACUGCUUCGCUUGUAUAGGAAAUACCCCAACAUUGUACAGAACGAGUGGGCGGAGCGAAUAAUAUCCCUCAUGGACGAUCAGGAUAUGGGCGUUGCGCUCUCCGUCAGCUCGCUGGUCAUGGCCCUGGUUCAGGACAAUCCGGAACAGUAUAAAGGUAGUUACGUGAAAGCUGCGAACAGGCUGAAGAGGAUCGUGGUAGAUAACGAGUGCGCCGAGGGGUAUUUUUACUACAAAGUGCCCUGCCCUUGGAUACAGGUUAAACUAUUGAGACUCCUUCAAUACUAUCCACCUCCUGAGGAUACCCAUAUUCAAAAACUUCUGCGAGGCGCACUGCAAAAGAUCAUGGACUCUGCACUGGAGAUGCCAAAGAAUGUACAGCAGAACAACGCUCAAAACGCUGUUCUGUUUGAAGCCAUAAAUCUUGUCAUCCACCUAGAUACGGAACAGGACCUCAUGGUUCAGAUAUCCACGCGGCUUGGCAAAUUCAUCGCUUCUCGAGAGACAAACGUUCGUUAUCUAGGUUUAGAGGCUAUGACGCAUCUUGCAGCGCGAUCGGAAACUCUCGACCCCAUCAAGAAACACCAAAGUAUUAUCAUUGGAUCACUUCGGGAUAGGGAUAUUAGUGUACGGAGACAAGGCCUCGAUUUGCUGUACAGCAUGUGCGAUCCCACGAAUGCCCAGGCCAUCGUCAAUGAACUCUUGAGAUAUCUCCAGUCCGCAGACUAUGCGAUAAGGGAAGAAAUGGUACUAAAGAUUGCGAUUUUGACUGAAAAGUAUGCCACCGACGUACAGUGGUAUGUCGACAUAUCACUCCGAUUGAUCGCAAUGGCCGGAGAUCAUGUCAGCGAUGAAGUAUGGCAGCGAGUCACACAAAUCGUCACGAACAACGAGGAGCUCCAAGUCUACGCAGCCCAGAAUAUCCUACAGUACAUCAAGGGGGACUGCCAUGAGACGCUUGUCAAGAUUGGGGCGUAUCUACUCGGAGAAUUUGGCCAUUUAAUUGCUGACACCACGGGAUGUAGUCCCAUUGAGCAAUUUAUGGCGCUGAACGGAAAGAUGCGAGGUUGCUCCUCAAGUACUAGGGCGAUAUUGUUAUCCUGCUUCAUCAAGUUCGUCAACUUGUUCCCCGAGAUCAAGCCCCAGUUGCUGCAAACCUUCCGCGCCUACAGUCAUUCUCUUGAUUCCGAAUUACAGCAAAGAGCUUGCGAGUAUCUUGCAUUGGCCACACUACCAACUGACGACUUACUACGGACUGUGUGCGACGAAAUGCCCCCUUUCCCCGAACGGACUUCAGCGUUAUUAUCACGAUUACAUCAGAAGCACGCCACGACCAGCGACAAGAGGACCUGGGUGGUUGGUGGAAGAGCUGCUAACGCGGAUGCCAAGGAGUUCAAUAUGGGCCAGAACACUGGAUUGAAACGAAGUUUCACUAACGCUGGUCCUACACGGAAGGACAGUACUCCCGCAAACGGAGCGAAUGGUGUAUCUGCGGUAUCGAACGACCUGGCAGGACUGGACAUGAAUAUCGACACCAACAAGGUGUUGAAAGCUCCUAAUCUUGCCAGUGCGGCCCACUUGAGCCCAGACUGGGAGGUCGGGUACAAUCGCCUGCUUCUUCGGCCAGAGGGUGUGCUAUACGAGGACGCUCAGAUCCAAAUCGGCCUACGGACAGAAUAUCGCGGUCAACUCGGCUGCGUAAUCUUCUAUUUCACCAACAAGUCCUCAUUCCCGAUGGGCUCCUUCACAACAACCCUCGACAACCGGUCCGCAGAGGCUCUCAAAACCGACAUCAAAGGUCUUCCAGAUACGAUGAUCCCCCCCGACGGCCAAACCCACCAAACCAUCAUGUUCGAAGCCAAAAACAUCUUCUCUGACCCACCCACCUUUCGCAUCUCAUACCUCGCCGGCGCACUCCAAGGGCUGACCCUUCAACUCCCUGUCGUCCUCCACAAAUACAUGGACGCGGCCGAGCUCUCGGCUGAGGAUUUCUUCAAGCGGUGGAAGCAAAUUGGUGGAGCGCCACGCGAGGCCCAAUCCAUCUUCGGUCUUGCUAGUAAGAACCGCACGAUGAAUAUGGAAUUUGUGAAGAAGGUAGUUAGGGGAUUCAAGUGGGGGAUUCUAGAGGGUGUGGAUCCGAAUGGAAAGAACAUUGUUGGUGCCACCGUGUUGCAUACAGGUGAUGGGGGCAAGUUUGGGUGUUUGUUGAGGUUGGAGCCAAAUUUCGAUACCCGGAUGUAUCGCAUUACGAUUCGUGCGACGGAUGAGGCGGUGCCGCCAGUUUUGAUCAAGAUUAUGGAGGAGAGGUUAUCGCAGGGGGUUGAGGGGUUGAAUUGAACGCACUCAUACCUCCCUCUUUCUAUCCCGGACAGGCACAAGCACAAAAAAAAGUGGCCAGCCUUGCUACCACUCAGUCAUGCACAUAGAGUAUAGUCAAGUAAGCGCAGCUAUAGCGGAGAUUCUCGUGUACUUCUUUUAGGGACGAGGGAUGGGACGGGAUGUUGGAAGGGCCACCAUCGUUUGUUGAUGUGUGUGUGUGUGUGCAGCAGGUAAUUUCGUUGGUAAAGCGAUCUAUGAUAUUUCUCGAUUCCCUUCCGUUUUGUUGUCGUUUGCAUUGGAGAGAGAAGCUGGAGCUGGAGUGGGGGCUGGAGCUAGAGCUGGAUGGGCAUACCCAGAAGCAUUAUUACAGAGCGCAGCCGGGGUUUGUAGUUUGUAGUUUCUGUUUGUCAGCCUGGGUGGAUGAAGGGUGAGAUAUAUAUAUGCAUCUUCUUUUUCCGUGUGCUGUGAGAGGAAGCUGUAUGUAGAUAUUAAAAGUGUG
Molecule: messenger RNA, 3676 nt
Organism: Lindgomyces ingoldianus
Lineage: Eukaryota; Fungi; Ascomycota; Dothideomycetes; Pleosporales; Lindgomycetaceae
Product: Adaptor protein complex AP-2 alpha subunit
Exons: 8
Coding region: 316-3195 (959 amino acids)
Biological process (GO): intracellular protein transport; clathrin-dependent endocytosis
Cellular component (GO): membrane coat; AP-2 adaptor complex
Molecular function (GO): clathrin-cargo adaptor activity
Source: RefSeq, a predicted model, not a curated record